Molecule: messenger RNA, 257 nt
Organism: Dentiscutata erythropus
Lineage: Eukaryota; Fungi; Glomeromycota; Glomeromycetes; Diversisporales; Gigasporaceae
Source: the annotation of a GenBank genome assembly
AUGCCCGAAUACGAGGUUGUCGCUGUUGUGGUGGAAGUUGUGGAAGUUGAGUUGUCGCGAAACGACGGAGGAAUCGAUAUACGCGCGCGUAUUCGUGGAAUCGAUUUUGUAUUCCAAUGUAAAGAUUGGGAAAGACCUACAGUCGUUCGAGAGCUAGAUGGGGCUCUCACCCAACCCGAGAAUAGCGGGGCUAUCGGGGUUGUGGUGAUCCCUGACAACUCAAGAUUCUCACUUAAGACGAUCGAAAGGGCGAUUAC